AUGGCAGGUGGUAGGUAUGAGAGGACGCUUGAAAGGGGCUGUCCACAGGGUUCCUGUAUUGGUCCCCUCUUGUGGAACGUUCUAGCAGACACGGCGUUGAGGCUGGUCUUACCAGACCAAGUCCAACUGCAGGCUUAUGCUGACGACCUAUUGCUAGUAGUUGCAGGCUACAGUCGACGCGAUAUGGAGGUUCGCGGCAACGAAGCAAUAGAACAGCUUGUUCGCUGGGGAGAGCUGCAUAAGCUCUCUUUUAGCCCUGAGAAAUCAGAGGCCCUGACGGUGGCCCGAAGCGGGGUAUUGGCACGCCAGCCCAUAUACCGCAUCCGGGGCAACCCCAUCCGAAGGGUGAAUGAGUUAAAGUACCUCGGUGUAAUCAUCGACCAGACACUAUGCUGGACUCCCCACCUGAGGGACGUUCGAGUCAGAACGAACCGAAUGAUAGCGUCACUAUCAAGACUAGCUAGGCAGGAUUACGGGUUGAGUGGCGAAGCGCUUCGUACCAUCUACAAGAUGAGUGUGGAGCGCGUAGUCUGCUAUGCCUGUGGCGUUUGGUGGAAGGACACCGCCAACGUCUGUCAGAGUAGGACACUACUCACGAUCCAGCGUCCCGCUGCUUUGCGGAUCACGCGUGCGUACAGAACUGUGUCAACGGAUGCGGCCCUGGUCUUGGCCGGGCUGCUCCCUCUGCCUCUGGUUGUCAGCCAAGAGGCAGCCUUCUACAGAACAACGGUGGAAAGUAAAGAGGCCAUGCAUUGUAAUCAGAAGUACCCGAUUAGACUUAGGCGUCAGACAGACGUACUAAAGAUCCAUCCUGCCCUCAGGAUUGGACUCGAUUGGGAAGUCGGUGAACCGACUGGUACGGGUGUUGAGAUAUACACCGAUGGCUCGAAGGACGGCAGCUUAGUAGGCGCCGCAUACUGCGUCUUUUCCGACGGAGUUGAAGUGUACAGCAGAACUGACAGACUGAACGAGGAAGCGUCCGUGUUCCAGGCUGAACUGGUGGCUUUGGGGGAAGCGUCCCAGUGGAUCCUAUUACAUCCGGGUCCAGAGCCGGUCACGGUUUACUCUGAUAGCCAGUCGUCGUUACAGGCUUUAAGCGACGGGUACCAUCGUGAUCCUUUGGUACACGAGAUCAGAGGUAGGGUACUGAGGGCGAGGCACGAACGACACGUUGUCCUGCGGUGGGUACGAGGCCACACCGGCGUCCUGGGCAACGAACGUGCCGAUCAGCUGGCAAAGGCGGGAGCCAGUGGCCCAUUUGUUACGAGGAUGGUAGAUCCCUCGACUACAUACAUAAAAGGUACUCUACUGCAGAGAUCGAUGAUAAGCUGGCGAGAACGCUGGACUCUAAGUACAGUAGGUAGGCCAACCUACGCCUUCGUGCCUGUAGUUGGCCUCACUCCGAUAAGUUGUUGCUCGUUGUCGACUCAAAUCUUAACUGGCCACAAGAGGUUCUCCCACUUCAAGUCCAAAUUCGAACAAGGAGAUGGUAGCUGCCCCUGUGGUAGUCCUCGCGGCGACGCGAAAUAUUACGUACUUGACUGUCCCUUAACAAUAGACUUCCGCCUAGGGGUGGACCAAGUUGACUGGUCUAAGCCCCCUGAACAAGUACUUCGAACGCUAGCAGCUAGUAAAGGGAACCUAAAGAAACUAAAGGAAUUGAUGGGAAAAAUCAUAGAUCUUUUCGAUCUAUAA
This is a messenger RNA of Centruroides sculpturatus (bark scorpion), 1695 nucleotides long. RefSeq lists its product as uncharacterized. Lineage: Eukaryota; Metazoa; Arthropoda; Arachnida; Scorpiones; Buthidae. The transcript has a single exon. The record is from RefSeq and is a predicted model, not a curated record. Bases 1 to 1695 code for a protein of 564 amino acids. Gene Ontology annotation, molecular function: RNA-DNA hybrid ribonuclease activity; nucleic acid binding.